AUGUCGACCAAGGUGAGGAUGCACCAAUUCUCACUCACCGAUAUUUUUCCCGUAUUUGCUGCACUGGUAAUAUUACAGUACUAUCUAUCAAGAUUGAAUAAAUCAGUCCUGGAAAACCUGAAAUUUCGCAGAGUCAGCAUGUCCACAGGGACGUCAGACGACAUCGUGUGGCCUUCUCGCCCACCGUGGAGACAGGCAGCGAGAACGAGGCUGACGUCCAAUGCGCCCAAACAUACCCACAUGAGUCACCCACAGCCAGCGGUGGUAACCCGCGUGAAGGUAAGAAUAAAAAACCUUCCUUCCUCUCUGUCCGUAAAAACGUGCUGUUUAUGCACAUCUCCUGCCCGGUAAAUGGGGUAUUUCGGUUUUAAAAGGGUCUACAAAGAUCCACGCAUUCCGAAACAGGACUUGCGUUUACAUUGGCGCCUCCUAGGCCAUAUGCUUUGCAUUUUCUUCCAAAUGACUGUUCACUUCAUACUGUCUACCUAUAAAUAGAACGUCUGGUGCUGAAAAAGCCCUAGACUGCAUCGCAAUUAUAUGAGAAACAUUAAUAAACGUGGGGAGAGUGCUUUGCACUAAUAACUACACGAGUGCUCCGAAACUUCCCACAGUCACAAAUUUCGUAACGGUUAAAUUAAUUUUUUCCUUGCACAGCAUUGCAUUGAACAGAAUUUCCGAAUGGUAUGUAAAGUGAGAUUUUUGUGCAUUCCUUUCAUGGAAUGUAAGUAAAUUUAUGUAGGCCAUGGAAUUCAGCGGAAAAUGCUUACAGUGCUUAAGUUGUCCUGUUCCUUUCCAAGCUCACGUAGCACAGGAGGGUGAAAGGCCAUUCAGUCAAAAUUUUGCGUCCAAUCGCACAGAAAUUGGUUUAGAUUCCCUUGCUACAUGGUUUUGCAAUCCCACCUAUGUGACAUUUUCCGUUUGCAAUUAUUUGGAAAUAUUUCGCCAAAAGUUUUGGGAGAUUUGUCGUGUACCAUAUGUUUCAGAUCGCAUAAUGCCUACCAAUAAGUACACCGGCAGACUCAAGAACGUGGAAGUACUGUGCAAUUAG
Messenger RNA from Spirometra erinaceieuropaei, 1048 nucleotides. The record is from the annotation of a GenBank genome assembly. Lineage: Eukaryota; Metazoa; Platyhelminthes; Cestoda; Diphyllobothriidea; Diphyllobothriidae.